ACUACUUCAGAAACCAACCGUCUAUCCUCGCGUGCUGUGCUCGAAGCAGGUCUCACAUUCGGCCUUAAAAACGGACCGCAGACGGACACAAACCAGCAGAACGAGGAAGCGGUGCAUAGAGCGACGUUAAGAUGCCGCACAACUUCCGGCCCGGCGAUCUUGUCUUCGCUAAAAUGAAGGGAUAUCCCCACUGGCCGGCCCGGAUUGAAGAUGUUGCAGAGGGGGCUGUGAAACCACCACCUAAUAAAAUUCCCAUUUUCUUCUUCGGGACCCAUGAAACAGCAUUCCUUGGACCCAAGGAUCUUUUUGCAUAUGAAGAGUACCAAGACCGGUACGGGAAGCCCAGCAAAAGGAAAGGGUUCAACGAAGGCUUGUGGGAAAUCCAAAACAAUCCACAUGCGUCUUACAGUGCACCUGUGUCUGAAUCAUCAUCUGACAGCGAGGACAACGAACCUGCAGCAGCAAGUGAUGCAGGAGAUGAUGAGGAAGCAGUGGUACCAAGGAAAGCAGAAACGGGAAGUGAUGAUUCCAACUCUGGGAGGGAAGAUCAAAGGAAGGCAGCCGUGAAGCGGAAAGCUCCUGCUGCAAAGAAGCCGCCGGUGAAGAGAACACGACCAUCAUCCAGCGAUCGAGAUGGAGAGGAGAGUGGAUCUCCAUCAGAACCAAAACCAUCGGCAAGUUCUGACUCCGAUUCCGGCAAAAACAGUGACCAGGACUUCACACCACAGAUAGAGUCAGGUGGUCGAGGUGGCAAGAAGCCAGCUGGCAAAGGCAGAGGAAAGAAGGCGGCAUCAGUUUCUGAUUCGGAUUCGGGCUCCCAGUCAGAUCCCAGGGCCGCCGGGAGUGACUCAGAAGAUGAGAAGCCACGACCGGCCAUCUCUGGAUCAGAAUCACAAUCUGGAUCCAAAUCUGACUCCGAUUCAGAACCACCUCCCAGGAAAGGCCCUCAAAGGCGCAAGAAAGCUGAGAAACCUCCACCAAAGCCACGAGGAAGGAAACCCAAACCAGCUCCAGAGAGAGCGCCUUCAACAUCUUCAGACGAUAGUGACAGCGAGACGGACCGUGUCAGCGAGUGGAAGAAGAGAGACGAGGAGCGACGGAAGGAACUGGAGGAGAAAAGGAAGAGGGAGGAGGCUGAGGAGCUUCGUCGGCUCCGGGAGCGAGAGAAAGAAGAGGAGGAGAAAAGGAAGAAGGAAAAGGAGACCAAAGGCAGGAGAGGCAGCAGCAGCAGUAGUAGUAGCAGCAGCAGCAGCUCGGACGAUGAAGUGGACGAUCAUCCCCUCAAAAAAUCGAAGAAACCUCCACCUCCCCCGAUCCCUGCACCAUCAGACUCUGAUUCCCCUGCUGAGGUGAAAAAAUCUGCCAAGCGUCAAGACAGCCGGAAAGGGCGACAAAAUAAAGAGGUGAAAGAGAAAAAGGAGAGGCAGAUAAAAGAAAAGAAGCCACAUAGAUCAGAGGAGAAACACAAAACAAGACCUAAGCCUGAGAAGCCGAAAAGAAGACCAGUGCGUCGACCUGAAAAGACAGUUGAGAAGAAAAAAGAACCCUCUCCUGAAGAGAAACUACAGCAGCUCCACACAGACAUCAAGUUUGCACUGAAGGUUGACAACCCAGACAUUGAGAAGUGUCUACAGGCCUUGGAGGAGCUCGGUUCUGUACAAGUGACCUCUCACAUCUUACAGAAAAAUGCUGACGUUAUUGCCACACUCAAAAAGAUUCGCCGAUACAAGGCAAGCGGUGAAGUUAUGGAAAAGGCCACUCAUGUUUACAACAAAUUGAAACUCCAGUUUGUUGGCAAGACUGAGUCCGGUAAACCAAAACCAGAUGAAAAGAACCAAGAAAGCAAUGCAAAUGAUACACAAAACACAGACUCCAAACCAGUGAACGGGGAGUCAGAGAAUGAGAGAAAAGAGGUUUCUGAAUCCAAAAGUAGUCCAAAGCCCACAGUCCAAGAGAACCAGGAUGAGAACAAAUCCCCAAACACCAUCAGGCCUAAUCCAGAUAGCCCAACAGAGCAGCAGUCACUCAAUGACUCUACAGAUCCUGAUCCAACAGCAGAUACAGAAGCAGUAAAAGAGGACUGCAAAGAACAGGAAGAGCAGAUGUCUGAUGAGAGCUGAAUGGUGAAUUGCUGUCAGUGAUACAUGAACUCUGGACUGCAUCCCUCUUUUAAACUUACAAACACAUUCUGGCUUCCUUCAUUUGUGUUGCUUUUUGUCUGCCCAUUUUUGUCAGCUACAUGAGUUAUGUGACAUGAACAUUGUUAGCACUUUUUAAUUAAAGAUGUUAUGAGUCUGACAGGCACCUUAAUAUAAUGUUUGAUGUGGUGGAAAUGAUUCUGCACUGACAACAUUUGUUCAAUCGAGGGAGAAAGUUUUAUUUUAGAACCACACAGACGUGAAGGGGAAAACAUCAAAGCCCAAAAGGAUUUCAGGACUGCUUGUACUAUGAAGCUGCCUUUUUAUGAGUGAAACUUUUUUCUUUUUUUUUCUUUUGUUUUUGUAUGAAAAAUGAAAAUGUAAAAAAAAAAAAAAAAAGCAAUCUGGUUUUGCAUUGAUCAAGAAGA
Myxocyprinus asiaticus (Chinese sucker) is the source of this 2566-nucleotide messenger RNA. RefSeq names its product hepatoma-derived growth factor-related protein 2-like. The record is from RefSeq and is a predicted model, not a curated record. Bases 132 to 2120 code for a protein of 662 amino acids. Lineage: Eukaryota; Metazoa; Chordata; Actinopteri; Cypriniformes; Catostomidae. Gene Ontology annotation, biological process: regulation of transcription by RNA polymerase II. The transcript is spliced from 16 exons. Gene Ontology annotation, cellular component: nucleus. Gene Ontology annotation, molecular function: double-stranded DNA binding; transcription coregulator activity.